GAUGCUGAUGAUAGUGCACACCGAACGCAAUGUGUCAUUGGUGCCGAAUCCGCAGAGCGUCCACAUGCUGUAGAGCAAUCGCAAACCGAACUUGAGCUGUUCGGGAGGGUGUUUCAAGUGCCAUCAAUAGUGAGACAGUUUUUUUACUCUACGCCGAUUAUAGCAAGCGUAGCGCCAUCAUCCAUUAACUAUUGUUUGUGUUGGUAUUCUGUGUGGGGUCGUGAAGUGGAGCGUUUGAGGUGUUACCAGAGGCAUGAUCAUAGGGCACACGAGUUAAGCAAAAAUGGUUUGGCUGACUUCAUCCCUAUCGGAAACAAAUCUUCCCUGGAAACCAAUUCCGCCGUCACUGGUUCGGAUGUUGAUAAGAAAAACAUGUUUAUCGCCUAAUUAUUUUGAAUUUUCAUAACAUUUCAUUUAUCAUUGGUGAAUAGAUUUUCCACGAAAUCUACGGAAGCAACCACCCAAAAUGUAGUAUAUAAAGGGUUGUGUUCGCCUCAGGAAUUCAUCAAACUUUCUAAGCUCUAGCAACGCGUAAGCAGCCAAGAUGAGUUACACCGCAUUCCAACUGGAGGUUCUCGAGCGGCACAACCAACUGCGUGCAAAACAUUCGGCAGCACCGUUACAGCUUGAUGCUGGAAUGUGUCAAUAUGCUCAACAAUGGGCCAAUCAUCUGGCAAGCAGGAAUGUCAUGCAGCAUCGUAGCAACAACAAGUACGGCGAGAACCUCUACGCCUCUUUUGGAAAGAGCAACGUCUCAGGCUACGAAGCGGUGGACUCGUGGUACAAUGAGAUCCGGUACUAUACCUUCGGUGCUGCCAACCCGUCCAACUUCUCGCAGGUGGGCCACUUCACCCAGGUGGUGUGGAAGAAGUCGCGCACUCUGGGUGUUGGAAUAGCUUCAAAGGGGACCAGUAUCUACGUCGUUUGCAACUAUGACCCACCCGGUAACUUUGGAGGACAAUAUCCUGCCAACGUAACUAGAUCUUUCUCUCAGUUUCAGCUCGAUGUGCUACGGCGCCACAACGAAUUGCGAGCCAAACAUUCUGCCAAUCCGUUACAGCUUAACAAGGAGCUAUGCGAAUUUGCGCAACAAUGGGCAAACAAACUGGCCGCCGAAAACAAGCUGCAACAUCGCUCGACGAACGAGUACGGCGAGAACCUGUACGCCUGCUUCGGACGGGCCAACUUAGAAGGACACGAUGCCGUUGACUCCUGGUACGGUGAAAUUAAAAACUACACCUUCGGUGCCGCUGAUCCGGGAAACAAUUUCUCCAACGUAGGACACUUCACCCAGGUCGUAUGGAAAGGUUCCCAGCGUUUGGGGGUUGGCACGGCUGCCAAGGGCACGAGUGUGUUUGUUGUGUGCAAUUACGAUCCACCAGGAAAUGUGUACGGUCGAUACGCGGACCAUGUGUCAUCAAAGUGAAGUGGUUAAGAUUAGAGUCUAAGAAAAAACAACGCUCAACUUAGUACAAUUGAAUGUGAAAAUCAGAUCACCUGUUUACAUGACGACUUUCCACCGGAUAAUUUAUUUGUUGCCAUCCUUUGACCUUCCUUUCGCCGUUCGAUCUCCACUGGAUGCUGCGGUUCUGAAUGUGAUGCAAUGCUUGUCGAGAAAGGCAAUCAGAUCCUAUUCGAUAAAAAUAAACUCAUACGUUAACAUAA
Anopheles stephensi (Asian malaria mosquito) is the source of this 1665-nucleotide messenger RNA. Its product is annotated as secreted protein PRY1-like. Gene Ontology annotation, cellular component: extracellular region. The coding region runs from base 545 to 1426 and encodes 293 amino acids. The transcript is spliced from 6 exons. The record is from RefSeq and is a predicted model, not a curated record. Lineage: Eukaryota; Metazoa; Arthropoda; Insecta; Diptera; Culicidae.